Molecule: messenger RNA, 12902 nt
Organism: Pleuronectes platessa (European plaice)
Lineage: Eukaryota; Metazoa; Chordata; Actinopteri; Pleuronectiformes; Pleuronectidae
Gene: srcap
Product: Snf2-related CREBBP activator protein
Exons: 32
Coding region: 168-12902 (4244 amino acids)
Cellular component (GO): Swr1 complex
Molecular function (GO): DNA binding; ATP-dependent chromatin remodeler activity; ATP hydrolysis activity
Source: RefSeq, a predicted model, not a curated record
CGGCUGUGGAUUUGCCCGGUGGCAACCCCCAGGCUGCACAGGAUGUGGCCGGGGAGUCACCUCGGCAUGCACAGCAGCCGGUCGCAGCUGCCCCCCGCCCAGACCCUCCACUCACCAUUCCAUCCACCGUGCCCUUGCAGAAGAGCGAGGACUCAGCAUUCCUGGGCAUGGAGAACGCCCCGCCAACACCGCUGCCUGAGUCUCUCCCCAUCAGCUGCGACUCUAAGGACAGUGUCUCAGAUGAAGUUGCCGCAGGUUCGAGAUCCUUGCCCACAUCCCUUAGAGAUGACCGUAGCUCCUCGGAUGAGAUGCAAUGGCUUCCAGCUCCCCUUUGUCCGCCUCUUGCCCCAGAUACAAAGUUCAACCGCACAGAGCAAGAGCUGCAAUAUGAGUCACAAACUGAGAAAAGCCAAUCAAAUUGUGACACGGACCAGAUUCAACCACUUGAAGAAGGUGCAGGACUUCUGGCUAUUUCAGAGAAGCAGUCCAACAGAUUGGAAUAUAAACCAGAGACUGGAACAAAUGUGGAAACUGUUGGAAAUGAUCAGAAAGGUGGGAAUAUUCUCCCACAAACCUCAUCUCAAAUCUGUUCCACAGCCUCAACUUCCUCUGUCCCACAAUCGGAUGCUGACAGCACAGGACAUGGGGCUGUGGAGCAGUCGAACAGGGACUCACUCCUCCACACAAAUCAAGACAGCCAUAUCUCCCCGUCAGGUGCUGCGUGGCAAGCUGAUGGUCACCAGGACUCAAAAUCUCUGCUCCCAUCUUCUGACAGCAGUGAGAUUAAACAAACUGACACAUCACAAACACAUCCUGAAAUCAUCACGACGAUCUCAGAUGAUCCUAGAGAAAAUUCUUGUGAAUCAGUUGAGACAUUUGACCGUGUUACAGCGCUUCUUAAAACUUCUGACAGUGAAACCCAACCUCCAUCAGCUGAAAUACUUGAGACCCCAGAGGCAAGAGAAAAACCUCAUGGAUUACACACUUCUGGAAACGCAAGCUUAUUGUCCAGUAGCGCAGCUGGGAGAGAAGACGGCGAGAUCCAGAAGAGCUGUGACUCUCCUGGGGGAGAGCGGGUUGAGAGUAGCACAAGGGAAGAACACUCGGACGCGGCCGUCUCCUCGUCUGACUUCACAAUGCUGCCAGAGAGUUCUUCCACCCAGGAUAGUUCCUCAAAACCCUCCGCUGCCCCUCCCCUGUUUGAUAGCGGCAUAGUAAUCUCCCUGCAGGCGGGGCAGGUUGUUGAAGCAGAAUCCUCUCCCCCCUGUGAUCAGCUCCCACCAACACAGGCACCUCUGGUUGCUGAGCUGGGAGAUGCUCAAGAAAUCGUGGUUGUCCAAGAGGAGGCUCAUAUCAACGAGGACUGGUCUAACGUGCACCUGAAACAGAGUUACAUCGUACAGCGAGAGGACGGUAGUGUCUGUGAAGCUGCCCUCGUCAACGAGCUGAGCUCUGAAUCAAAGCUGUAUGAAGAAAGGUUUGAGGCCGACGUGGAGUUGGACUCCCAGCCGGUGGAAGUGUAUGAGUUCUGUGGCCUGGUGGAGGAGGUUGCAGAGGAAACGGUCUGUGCCAGUGGCAGCGUACAGAUGUCUCACUCUCCAGGAUACGAGAUGAACCUGUUCAACGCGCUACUGGAAAACUCUGAGGAGUUUAAUGUCAAACAGGACUUGGAGUUGCACCUCGGACCAUCUAUUCACACAAUCAAUGACAGUGACACUAUCAUCAUUUCCCAGCAGCCCUUGCCGUCACCGCAUGAUGCAAAUCAACUGCAGGAUCUCUCAAACAGUAAUUCCCAUAAUUUGUCCUUACAAAGCAUGAGGGUAGCUAUCAGACAGCAUUUGGUAUUAGACUCUAACCAAGCUGUUCAAGUGGCAAACUCCAGUGAGGUUUGUUUAGUUGAAGUAGCUGCUGUGACAUCUGACUCAUUCCCUGCAGAACAAGCAGGCACAAGUGCACAAAUUGUGACGACUUGUCCGCAGGUCAGUGCAACAGCUUCAGACCAAACAGAGGUGAGUGAUUCUCCUGAAAUUCAAACAGCUCCCCAGAAACAGGAAGCUGAGGCAACAGUUGUCUCUUUAUCUCUCAUAUCCCCAGUGGUCACCGGUGAGGAUGUGGCGAUGCAAUCAUCUGUUGCUGUUUCAGUGAACGUUUCUCAUGUAGAGAAUCAGCCCUCUCUAACACAGACCCCAGGAGUCACUGUUGUAAAUGCCACAAAGCUUGAGGCCUGUGUUUCUUCACAUGGAGGGACAGUAGAAGCCUCCUCUUUGACACAAGCUGCAUCACAGAGUAUUCACAAUGUUGAUGUGCCCACAGAAACCAAACCAGAGGCUUUCCACACCUCUUGCUCCUCUAGUUCUAUCGAUCCAAAGCUGCUCCUGCUCAAACCAGGAGAAAUAUCUCUCCUGAAAUAUCCAUCCUCCCUUUUGUCACAGGUGUCCAAGCAACAAAAUGUGUCCGGCAAGUUGGCCAGUACCCACUGUGCUCUGUCUGGCACGGUGUCUGAGGAGUGCCUUGCCCAAACUGACUCAGCAGCAGGUUCUCUCUGUGCGUCAGUGGCUCUUAGCAGCCGGAACGAUCAGGCGACGUGUUCUGUCAAUAAAACUUCUGUGACAGCGGCUCUGCCUGUCGAGGUGCAGCCGUCUGCGAGCAGUAACAUCACAUCUCAGCAUGAGCAGACCCCCACAAACAAAUCUGACAACGAGGCCUUAACUCCAACUAAAACGUCAACAACCGAAUCUGUGACCCAAGAGACCACCCCACCCAGAACCCCCCACACCCUUCACAUGCACGAAGGGUCCGAGGAACAGGAAGGUGUGCAGUCCAGCAGCCCCAAUGACCCCAUCAGCCAACCUGACUCCAUGGAUGUGGAGGACGAGAGCGAGGACAUGGACCAGGACGACCAAACGGGAGACGCUGAGGCUCACGAGGGAACUUCAGGACAGGUCAGCAGCCCGGAGGAAGGCAGUGACGAAGAACCCGACGCUGACAAAACAGAGAGUGAAAUGAAUACUUCCAGCUCAUCACUCAAGGUACGACAGUGGAUCGCAGAGAGGGUUGCCGCCAAUUCAUCCCCCGUCUCCCCGUCCACCUCCUCCUCCCAACCCGGCGCCUCUCCCACUUCUGAUUGGGCCCUUGCUCGACGAGAGAAGUCCUCACCUCUCCGGGGUCCUAGUGGCAAGUUUGUCUCUCCUGGAACCGUCGGUAGCUACAGUCCAUCCUCUGUGUCUCCUGAUCCGACCACUCCUCAGCGACCCCGUGGGGAGCGGCACACAGACAUGGCCGAGCAGGCUAAACAUGAAGCAGACAUUGAACAUCGAACCCAGGCAUUCAAGCGAGAGGGCUUCUGGUCAAUGAAGCGUCUCACCCGCCUGACAGAGCCGACACGACCCAAAGUUCACUGGGACUACCUGUGUGAGGAGAUGCAGUGGCUCUCUGCUGACUUUGCCCAAGAGAGGCGAUGGAAGAGGGGGGUGGCUCGAAAGGUGGUCCGGAUGGUGAUGCGACACCAUGAGGACCUGAGGCAAAAAGAAGAAAAGGCCAAGAGAGACGAGCACGCUAAAAUUAGAAGAGUUGCAUCUUCCAUCGCAAAGGAAGUGCGGGCUUUCUGGAGCAGUGUGGAGAAGGUGGUGCAGUACAAGCAGCAGUCCAGGUUGGAGGAGAAGAGGAAGAAAGCUCUGGACCUCCAGCUGGACUUCAUCGUUGGCCAGACGGAGAAGUACUCGGACCUCCUCAGCAAGUCGCUCGCUCCCAGCAGGCCGGCGGAGACUGUCGUUGUGACACCCCCGAAACCUCUACCGCCCCCUGCUGAUGAGGAUGAUAGGGACUUUGAGCCUCCAUGUGAGGAAGAGGAUGACGAGGAGACAUUAGACGUGGAGGAGCAGCAGGAGGGCAAUGAUGCUGAGACCCAUAGGAGGGAGAUUGAGCUGCUGAAGGAGGAGGGCAUGCUGCCCUUGGACCAAUUACUCAGCACCCUCAAACUGCCACAGAAUCAUUGUACUUCGAAGGAGACGGUCUCAGAAGAAGAAUGCUCUGAUGAAACCUCUUCAUCCGUGGAGGAGGAAGAUGGGGAAUUCACUGCCAAUGACGAAGAUGCUGAGGAUGAGGAGGACACCAUCGCAGACCAGGAGAAGGUAGAAGGAAACCUAAAUCAUGAAGAGGAGCUGGAUGAUCUAGCUAAAGAAGGCGACAUGACCGUGGAGGAGCUGCUGGAGAAGUACAAAGGAGCUUAUGCCUCCGACUUCGAGGCACCUUCUGCUUCUGGCUCUAAAGCGAGCUCUGAUUCUGAGGUUUCUGGUGAUGAGGAGGAGGAGACGGAAGAAGAUGAGAGUGAUGUUGAGAGCAACUCUUCCUCCUCAGAUUCACAAGGUGACAGUGCUGAGAAUGAUGAGAGUGAGAAGGAAGUAGAGGAGAAUGAGAAUGAGGAGGAGGAGGAGGAAGGUGAUGACUGUGGAGAUGAAGGGAUGGAGGUCCUGCUAAAGGAGGGAGAGGCCACCCCACCUUCCACUGCUGCACGACCGAAGAAAGAAAUCAGUCAUAUCGCUGCGACUGCAGAGAGUCUGCAGCCUAAAGGCUACACUUUGGCCACCGCGAAGGUCAAGACUCCCAUCCCGUUCCUGCUUCACGGCACGUUACGAGAAUACCAGCACAUUGGACUCGACUGGUUGGUCACCAUGUACGAGAAGAAGCUUAAUGGUAUUUUGGCCGAUGAGAUGGGUUUGGGUAAAACCAUCCAGACGAUCGCGCUGCUCGCUCACCUCGCCUGUGAAAAAGGUAACUGGGGGCCUCACCUUAUCAUCGUCCCCACCAGUGUGAUGCUGAACUGGGAAAUGGAGCUGAAGCGCUGGUGUCCCGGGUUUAAAAUCCUCACGUACUUUGGCAGCCAAAAAGAGAGAAAGCUAAAGAGACAGGGCUGGACGAAACCUAAUGCUUUCCACGUGUGCAUCACGUCAUACAAGCUGGUGCUCCAGGAUCACCAGGCCUUUCGACGCAAGUCCUGGCGCUACCUGAUCUUAGACGAGGCUCAGAACAUCAAGAACUUCAAGUCUCAGCGCUGGCAGAGUCUGCUGAACUUCAACAGCCACCGGCGACUGCUGCUGACAGGAACUCCUCUGCAGAACAGCCUGAUGGAGCUGUGGUCCCUCAUGCACUUCCUGAUGCCCCACGUCUUCCAGUCCCACCGCGAGUUCAAGGAGUGGUUCUCCAACCCGCUGACGGGAAUGAUCGAGGGCAGCCAGGAGUACAACGAGGGCCUGGUCAAGAGGCUCCACAAGGUGCUGAGGCCCUUCCUGCUCAGGAGGAUCAAGAUCGAUGUCGAGAAGCAGAUGCCAAAGAAAUAUGAACAUGUGGUUCGCUGUCGCCUCUCCAAGAGACAACGGUUCCUCUACGACGACUUCAUGGCACAGGCCACGACCCGGGAAACACUGGCUAGUGGUCACUUCAUGUCUGUGAUCAACAUCCUCAUGCAGCUUCGCAAAGUGUGCAACCACCCCAACCUGUUUGACCCCCGACCCGUCCAGUCCCCCUUCAUCACCAAGCCCAUCGUGUUCCACACAGCCUCGCUGGUGCAGGAAGCCCUGGAGGUGUCUCCUCUACAGCGCUGCGACCUGUCUGCGUUCGACCUUGUUGGUUUGGAGAGCCGUGUGUCCCGGUACCAGGCAGACGUGUUCCUGCCGCGCCACAAGGUCAGCCGCCAACUUAUCCAGGAGGUUCUGGAGUCUCCUGAUCCCCCACCCAGACCCAAACCAGUUCGCAUGAAGGUCAACAGGAUGUUCCAGCCGCCUCCUAAAGGUGAUAAUAGAUCGUUGGUGCUGAUGAACAAGCCGACCUGCUCCGUGCCGCCUGCAGCUCAAAUCCUCAAACCUGCUCCAGUGACCGAACUCUCCUCAACUCCUGCUCAUGCUCCUGUCGUUCAACAAGUGGUGUGUUCUGUGGCCUCCGCCCCUCCUCCCCGCCCAUCCAUGCAUCCUGUGGCUCAGACUGCAGUGAGGUCCAGCACGCCCAAGCCAGUGUUGACCGUACGGCCUCCCACUGUUCCCUGCACGGCCAGCAUUCCUUCUCAUCCCAGUCCAAACCCCAGCACCAUCAUGUCUCAGAGGGUCCUGCUCAGUCCAGAUAUGCAAGCCAGGUUACCUUCUGGUGAGGUAGUGAGUAUAGCCCAGCUGGCCUCCCUGGCAGGUCGACCUGUGUCGUCGUGUCAGGGCAGUAAACCCGUCACCUUCCAGCUCCAGGGCAACAAGCUGACUCUGUCCGGGGCUCAGAUCCACCAGGUCCCCUCAGCUUCUCCACGUGCUGUUCAAGGUAACGUGGUGCACCUGGUGUCCAGCGGGGUGCAGCACCACCUCAUCACCCAGCCGGCUCAGGUACAGCUACAGAGCGCUGCCAACGCCCACCCUGCCAACACGCCCUCUACUGCUCCACCUGCAAACCGCCUGCCUCAUAAUGCCUCCGCAGUGCCCUCGUCCAUCGUGAGCAGCGCCGGCGUCGUGAAGAUCGUUGUGCGUCAGUCAGCAGGCAAGGAGGGCGGGGCGGUGCCCACCCUGGCAGUGGCCCCUUCCCCCCGUGUUGUUCCCCAGGCUUCCCCUUCCCUGCACGUCCACGCCAACUCACCCACUGUCAGAAACACUGCUCCGCUGCAAAUUACCCAGCGCACCCCUGGUCCCGCUACUGCCCACUACACCAUAGCUCCUCCCAGAAACCCCAGCUCCACCCUGAACCAGCCCCAAGUCCCCCGCCCUGUCCUCAAAGUAGUGCAGCCUCCUCCACCAAGCACAGAGAAGCCAGCUCCAGGGACGCCCUCGUCCUCUGCACCCAAGUCUUCAGCCAUGCCAGGGGACACCGGCAGCAGCAGCAGUCAAACACCUGCUGCCACUAAGUCGAGGCAGAGUGCAAAAGUCUACCCCCCGCCCAGGAAAGUGCCCCGCCCGCCUCCUCGCUCUCCUUUCCACAUGUCGUGGCUGGCUGAGAGCCACAAGCAGCAGCACAGCAGCCGGCUGGACUUCAUCAUUCGAGCCAACGAGCAGCACUGCAGAGCCAAGCCCAUGUACGGCCGGGAGGUUCUGAACUUUCUGACUUUCCUGCCCGGUCCCAGUCCCUCCCCAGCCGCUCUGAGCCCUCGGGGGGAGUGGGGCCGGUCGGGUCACAGCAGCUGUCUGUUCGCACAGCGCCAGAACAAAUACGACUACUUGUAUCGGAGUCGCGCCGUGAGAGCGGCCAUCCAGGACCCCGAGGACCGGCUGGAGAUGCUGAGUGGAAUGAUCGACAGGUUUACAUUCUCGAUUCCCCCUGUAGAGGCUCCUCCCAUCUCCAUGCACUCCUGCCACCCUCCUCCCUCUCUGAGCCACAAGCAGGUGGUCUUCUCCUCUGUGCUGUCGACUCAAGUCGCUCCGCUCACUCGCAGCCUGCAUCGCAUCCAGUGUUACAUGAGGACGCAGUUCCCAGAUCUGAGGCUCAUACAGUAUGACUGUGGAAAGCUUCAAGUUCUGCACACUUUGCUGCGGAAGCUGAAGACAGGAGGCCACAGGGUUCUGAUCUUCACCCAGAUGACGCGUAUGUUAGAUGUUCUGGAGCAGUUCCUCAACUACCAUGGACACAUCUACCUCCGCCUGGAUGGCAGCACCCGGGUGGAGAUGAGACAGUCCCUCAUGGAGCGCUUCAACGCAGACCGUCGCAUCUUCUGCUUCAUCCUGUCGACUCGCAGCGGGGGGGUCGGGGUGAACCUGACCGGCGCCGACACUGUAGUGUUCUACGACAGUGACUGGAACCCCACCAUGGACGCCCAGGCACAGGACCGCUGCCAUCGCAUCGGUCAGACACGAGACGUCCACAUCUACAGGCUGAUCAGUGAACGCACAGUGGAGGAGAACAUCUUGAAGAAAGCCAACCAGAAGAGGCUGCUGGGAGAUAUGGCUAUUGAAGGAGGAAACUUCACCACGGCCUUCUUCAAACAGCAAACCAUCCGAGAUCUGUUUGACAUGAACGAGGGGGAGAAACGAGAGGCGGCGGUGGAGCUCGCCGUGCCCCAGCCUGAGGAAGAGGAAGGCCCCAACAAGCAGAGCACCACCAUCCUGGAACAGGCCUUGUGUCGUGCAGAGGACGAGGAGGACAUCGUAGCAGCUUCUCAGGCCAAAGCAGAACAGGUGGCAGAGCUGGCCGAGUUCAAUGAGAACAUACCUCUGGAUGAUGGAGGCGAACAGGAGGAGGUGGAGGAGCUCUCCAAGGCCGAGCAGGAAAUAGCUGCUCUGGUGGAACAGCUCACCCCCAUUGAACGCUACGCCAUGAACUUCCUGGAAGCUUCGUUGGAAGAUGUUUGUAAAGAGGAGUUGAAGCAGGCUGAGGAGCAAGUGGAGGCUGCCAGGAAGGGCCUGGACCAGGCCAAGGAGGAAGGCCUCAAGCUCCACGCUUCAUCUGAGGAAGACGACGAUGACUUCUUAUCACCGCCAGAGUCUGUGGAGCCCUCUCAGCCCACCCCAGCCCGCCGGGGGCGUAAACCCAAGGACAAAGACAAGGUUGUUACAUCUACAAGGACCAGUGGUCGACUUCGGGGGGCCUCGCCUGAAACUGAGCCUGAGCCCACUCCCCCCAAAGACGUGCCUGAAAGACCCCGCCUCGGUCAGAGGACGUCUGGACGGGGAGCUGCCAAAGACACUGGUUCUGUGUCUACCACCCCGUCCCGCACAGAUCUAAAAUCCUCCUCAUCAACUAAACCCCAUGACUCCGCCAAAUCGUCAAAAGCUUCUUCACCUGCCAGAGAUAACCAGACCCCCAAAACCAGGACUCUACCAAACCGCUCCCAUCCCAGUCCAGUGCCUUCGCCUCCUACAGGCUCCCCCCCAGGAGGAAAACAACAGUGUGCCGUAGAGACUGACGGUAAAAGCUCCAAAGCAGGCAGAGAGGAGAAGGAGGAGAAGGAGGGGGAGGACGAGAGGACAGUGUCUGAGUCAUCACUAGAAUCCAGCUGUCACGUGGAACAUCAGACAAAAGAGGAUGAUGGCAAAGAUCUCAACGCCAUGUCUCCCCCCUCCACAAGCUCCAGAUCGCCUCGUAAGCGCCAGUCAGCCGACGGUGAAGUCCUGCGGGGUCUUGUUGAAGACACCCCAUCGGCCAAAGUCCUGCGAAAGCUUCCAGGGAGGCUUGUCACGGUGGUGGAGGACAAGGAGCCGAGAAGGAGGAGGCGGCGUGGCAGUGGCACUGGAGGUGGAGGUUCUUCAGAGGAGGCAGCAGUGGAGGAAGCUACUGCUGGUCCGGUUGAAGAAUCAAACAAAGACAAAACAUCACCGAGCCCUGACGCCAAAACUAAAGUGGCUGUUCCUCAGGAACCAGACCCUGUCCCAAACCCACCUGUGCCCCAGCAGCCCGUCAGAAGUUAUCCUCCUUAUUCUCCUUCCAACCCUUCUCCUGACAUGCCGGUGCUGAGAAAUCUGCCGGUGCGGCGCCGGUUGGAAACUGAAUCUCGCAUGGCUGCUCAGCUGGGAGAGCAGCAUCAUCAUCUGGGUAGAGGACGGGGAGCAAACCAGUCCAGAAAGUCUGACACGGCUCCAGGCAAAGACACCACGUCCUCCCCUGCAGACUCUAAUGUGAACUCUCUUGUGACGCCUUUGAAAAGAAAGAGGGGCCGUCCCCCGAAGACGAACCUCAAGUUACCGGAGCAGGACACCACGUUGAACCGCACCCCUCAGCCCACGUCUCCAGGUGAGGAGGGGAACGCUCCGCUCUCCCCAAAACGUAAGAGAGGUCGUCCCAGGAAAGACUCCACCACAACCUCAGAAACAGUUGGUGAAGGACAGAACUCUAAAAAAGAGACCACCACUUCGGAUGUUUCUGGUUUGUUAAAACGAGAUGCUGGUGCAGAGCUGACGGCGCCACCUCCCGUCAAGUCUGAGAUUCUCACAGCUGCUGCUGUCGGCACAAGUCUGACAUCUCAGUCUACCUCAGCUGAGAAGACCGACACUAAGACCGAGGGUUCAGCCCCAGUUUCACCUCCUGCUCCAAAACCAGCUCCAGCCUCCACAGAAAAAAACACUCAAGUGUCCACACCAGUCUUCCCAGUCAAAGCUCCACCUGCACCAGAGGUGACCUCCCCCCUCCCGACUGCUGCCUCCACAUCAGCCUCAACCCAAGUUACAGCUUCAGUUCCAAACUCGGACACAACUUCAGUCCACAGCUCUUCUCCCCUCACACCUCCCACGUCUGUCCCUGUCCCUGCUCCACCUGCCACCACCUCAUCUCUUCCAGAUGUAAAAGAAACACUUCAAGCUUCUAAUGCUCCCAAAGAUCUAAAACCUUCAGGUUCUACAUCUUUGAAAACAACGGAACCAGACGCUGUCCAGACGACCACCGUUUCCCCAGCAGCGGCUCCAACACUCCCAACAACGACAGUGAAACCAGCAUCGGUCCCAGUCCCGACGACCACAGCAGCUACUGCAUUAGUAUCAAAAACAGCCAGUGUUGCACCAGCAGCCACCACUACAGUGAAACCAGUCACAACAACUAAAACAACUGCUGCAAAGGUCUUUCCUCAAGCUCCUGCUCGACCACCGCCCACAACCAUCACUCCAACAUGUGUCCCAGCUCCCAGUUCAUCAGCUUCACCGAAACCAACGUCGCCCUCUACUGCCGCAACGACUCUGACAACUGCAGCCAAAACAAUCCCAACGUGUCCAUCAAAACCAUUAACUGUGUCAUCACCUCCAGUAAAAACAACACAAACCAGUGCAUCCAUCCCAUCAACCACUAUGACAACAACAGCUCCAGUGAAAACUGUGCAAACAAGCUCAUUAAACACAACACAAUCCACUAGUGCAGCUCCACCCACAUGCCCGAAGCCUGGCAUCGCUUCUACAACAACCCCCGAUGCACCAGUCACCACGUCUUCAUCUUCAGCCAGUACAGCUCCAUCUCCUCCCGCCCGAACCAGUGUGACCACCACCAAAGUCCCAACCAAACCAGUGCAAGUUGCUACGCAGGAGAAUCUGACCGCAGAGGCCGUCCUGUCUCCGACAUGUCCCCCUGCUCCUCGUCCAGUCUGCGCUCCCUGUCCAACGUCCACCAGCGUCCCCCAAACCUCAGAGACCAGGACUGUCCCAGUGUCUUCACCACCUCCAACAGAAACACCUGAAGAAGAAGAAGAAGAAGCCUCCAAAGAACCAGCUUCUGCUACAACUGCAGAAAAGACUUUAAAUAUCGAACCCACAAUGAAAUCCUCCCCAGAGAGGUCGGCUACAGUUGCUGAGACAAACAUCCACGACUCCUCCACCUCCACGGCUCCGGCUCCAGUCACCACUACUGAACCAGCUCCUUCUGUGUCCACCUCCCAAACGCCUGCAGCCCCUUCCCCCCCAAUCCAAAUCUCUGUAUCCCAGAGCGUCUCCACAGAGGGGUCGGCUCAGAGAGAGGUCCCAGAGCAGAAACCCUCACCUGCUGCUUCCAGUGCUUCACCUGAGAAACAAGCUGUAGAGUCCAAACAGAAAGCGUGUACAUCUGAAGGUAACUGUGAAAUGGAAGUAGGUUGUGAAGAGGCUGAAGAGCAGGAGGACACAAAUCUGGACAUCGAGUCUCCACCUAAAAGGAAGAAGGUGGAGCGUUCCUCUCAGAACAAAGAGUCAGAGAAGGAGGGAACAGGAGGAGAAGAGCAGAAUACAACUGAGUCUCUGAAAGAAGAAGAACCGCUGGCAGAGGAAGCUCCUGACGAACAGGAAACUCCCAAACAGAAAAGACAACUCAGUCGCCAGAGCAGCCAGGAGUCCACCCGCUCCUCUACACCUUCAUCAGGGGGCUCGACAUCGACCCUCACUCGUCACGCUCACCACAAGAGGACGUAUGAGAACAGACAUCCUGCUAAGAAGAGACGAGUGGACGUCACCUCAGAAUCCGGCAACGAGGAGACAAAGGAAAAGGACGUGAAGAGGAAAGACGAUGAUCAGGAGCACGGGGCCUCCCGGAGGAGGCGCUCCAGGUCCUCCUCCUCCUCCUCCGACUCUGAUAAAAGCGAGUGCGGCGAGGAGCACCGGUUGACCCGCUCGGCCAAGCGCCGGCUACAAGAUCAGGAGAAGGAAAAGGGAAACAACCGGUCGGGGAAGAGACCUGCACGCAGCUCUGAGAGAAACACAUCGAACAAUACCAACACGUCCACCGGGGGGGAGUCCGGCAGUGACACGUCUUCUGUCAGGACCAACAGGAAGUCAGCAGGAGCUCAGUCCUCACAAGACUGUAAAACAAUCAGCGCCCCCCCUCCUGAGCCCGAGGUCCUGGGGAAGAGAUGCUCGGCUCUGAACGCGGCAGCUAAGCUUCUAGCAAUGAAAGGCCGAGUGGACACCCCGGGCCACACCACCCGGAAAGACCCCUCAGCCAAGUCCUCCGGGACGUCUCCUGCCUCCUCGGCCGACAAGAACCAGAAGCUUAAAAACAAAAGUGUGCCGGCUUCUCCUCAGAGUAACUCUGUGGCUCCUGCUAACAAUAAAAGCUCCGGCAGCAAACACUCCACAGCCAAUCAGUCGAGCCGGCCUGCGUCCCGCUCCACCAGGCAGUGCCCCGGUUCUCUGGUUCCGCCCCUGGACAUGGAGUUCAAGAGGUCCAAGCCCGAGGAGAAGGAGCGGGCGAGUCGGAGGUCAUCGAGGGGGAAGGAAGACUCCCGGUCCCGCGGCGCCUCCUCCGGCAGCGAGAGGGACCGCAGCUCGGACCGGGCGAAGAGACGAGACAAGAAGGACAAGCGGGGCCAGCAGAGGGAGGGGCGACCGGAGACCAGGAGGUCCCAGAGGCUCUCGCAGGAGGUGACCAGCAGCUCGGGGACGGAGGGGACGCCGGACCGGGUCCUCCGCAGCGUGGCGGCUCUGGCGGCGGUGCAGGCGCGGUCACCGGCCGCCAGCACCCGCUCCUCCGCUACUCAACAGCGUCACAACAAGACAUGA